Messenger RNA from Prosopis cineraria, 2364 nucleotides. Its product is annotated as zinc finger BED domain-containing protein RICESLEEPER 2-like. The record is from RefSeq and is a predicted model, not a curated record. The transcript has 4 exons. The coding region runs from base 1 to 2364 and encodes 787 amino acids. Lineage: Eukaryota; Viridiplantae; Streptophyta; Magnoliopsida; Fabales; Fabaceae. Gene Ontology annotation, molecular function: DNA binding; protein dimerization activity.
AUGGAUAUUGAGCAAACAUCUAGUAUUGACCAACCUCAAUCGUCUCCUUUCACUGGUGAAAAUGUGAGUUCAACUCCUUCUGAACCAUCUUUGACACCUACUCCUCCACCUCAACCCCCAACUACUAUGAAAUGUCCUCCUCCUCUUACAACUGUAACUGAAAGUAAAGCUACAGAAGGUAGUAGAAAGAGAAAAAAUUCUACAAGAAAGGUGUCAAAAGUGUGGGAACACUUUACUAAGUUACCAUUGGAGGAGACAACUGGAGAAGUUAGAGCUGCAUGCAAGUACUGUAAUUUAGAUUAUGCUUGUGACCCAGGCAAGCAUGGUUUAACAUCCUUAAAGAGGCAUGUACCAAAGUGUUCCAAGAAUCCACAUAAAGCUACACAAAUGACGAAGCAAUCGAUAUUGAAUUAUGUGACACCAAGUGGGCAAGAGGGAAGCUUAGUACCUCACAUGUUCAAUCAGAAACGAUGUCGCAGGGCUCUAGUUGAGUUCAUCAUAUGUGAUGAGAUGCCAUUUAGGCUUGUUGAGAAGGAAGGCUUUAAAAAAAUCUUGAAAAAUUUGUUAAAGAAGUGUACUAAUCGUCUUUGCCUCACUACAGAUUGUUGGACAUCAGUUCAAAACUUCAAUUACUUAUGUUUGACAGCCUAUUUCAUUGAUAAUGAUUGGAACUUGCAUAAGAGGGUUCUUAGUUUUUGCAUGGUUGAGAAUCACAAAGGUGAUACGAUAGGCAAGACAAUUGAAAGGUGCUUAUCAGAUUGGGGCAUACAAAAUGUGUUCACUAUAACUAUGGAUAAUGCAACUUCCAAUGACAUAGCCUUGUCUUACUUAAAAAGGCAUUUAAAGAAUUGGAGGGGUCUUGUUUGUGGUGGUGAUUAUCUUCAACUACGGUGUUCUGCACAUAUUCUUAAUCUAGUUGUUAAUGACGAGUUGAAGGAGUUGAAAGAUACUUUUGAGUCCAUUCGAAAUGCUAUUAGAUAUGUUCGUUCCUCUCUUGCUCGCUUGCAAAGAUUUAAAGAUGUUUGUGAAUUAGAAAUGUUGGACACAAAAAGUAUUGUUUGCCUUGAUGUCAGUACUAGAUGGAAUUCUACAUAUUUAAUGUUGGAUGUGGCUUUGAAGUUUCAAAAGGCAUUUGAAAGAUUAGAGGAUGAAGAUGAAGAUUUUGUUAGUUACUUCAACAAAGGUUCAAAGCGUCAUGCUCAAAUUGACUUUUCUUGUUUAAAGGGUAGCAUAGAUGCCUAUGUUUAUAGGCAAGAUGCUAGACCCGAUGACAACAUGGAUGCUUUUGCUUACUCUAGGCAAGCUCCUCCUAAGCGUAAUGGCCCUCCAAACAAACAAGCUUGGAAUAAAGCACGGUUCUUUCUUAAGUUCUUGAAGGUGUUUUAUGAUGUCACUUUACAAUUUUCUAGCACACUGAAAGUUACUGCACAUACAUGCUUCCAUCAAAUUGCUUUAAUUCAAGAGUUGUUAGAUGAGAAUGUUGAAAGUGAUGACCCUCUUCUUAGGGAAAUGUCUUUGAGCAUGAAGAGAAAGUAUGAUAAGUAUUGGGGGGCAGCAGAUAAUUUGAACCCUUUGUUGAUUAUUGCUGUGAUUCUCGAUCCUCGAUACAAGCUUGCCUAUAUCAAUCAUGUAUUUGAUCAGCGUUUUCCUGCCCCUGACCUUUGCAUGUCCAUAAAGAACAAGGCAAGAGACACUUUGUAUCGCCUAUUUGAGGAAUACUCUGCAACAAUUGGUCCUGAUACAAGCAGUUCUGGUAGUAUCAACUCUCCAAGUGCUCUUGACACCAACACUUCAAAUGCAAGUAAAGGUAAAAAAGACCCUGGUCGUAGAUGUACAUCUGAGGACACCCCUAUUGAUGAUGAUGAUGAUGAUUUUGAUAUCUUGACAUGGUGGAAGGUUAAUUCUACCAAGUAUAGAGUGCUUUCCUUGAUAGCACGAGAUGUAUUGGCUGUACCAGUAUCUACAGUUGCUUCUGAAUCAGUUUUUAGCACUGGAGGACGUGUUAUUGAUGAUUAUAGGAGUUCUUUAUCUCCUAAGAUGACUGAAGCACUCAUUUGUGCCCAGAAUUGGCUAGUUGCAGGGCAAUCUCUCUCAGAGUUUGUCUCUAUGUUUCAUGAGGUUGAUAAUUUUCAAGAGACUGAUGAUGUGGUUAAUGUUGUAGGUUUUCACAGGACCAGACUGGACUACGAGUUGCCUAACCUAGUCCUUUUCAUGAAAAGGACCAGACUUUGGGUUAGGCUGAAGUCUAGUCCCGUCCAGUCCUUUGUGCAGCCCUACGCAUCAUGUGUCGUGGCACAUGGCACAGAAGAUUCUCCUGCUUCAAUGGUCAUCUAUGCACUGCAACGAAUGUGUUGCAUAUCGUGA